AUGAAUGACAACGAAUUCGAGAGUAUCUUCCAGGAUAUCAACCAGGCCCUCAGAACCCUCGGGGAGCCUGAUAUGGAUGCUUGGGCUCGUCGAUGUCACUAUAAAGCCAGACGAAUACCCGAACUAGACACUCUGCGAGAUUUCAUUGACGAUGUCAAGCCCUAUCCGGAUAAUGAGGAUUCCACCUCCAACCUAGGCCCGGACCGAAAGGAUUGCCAUCGAGAGCUCGCACGGUCAACUUUUGGCUUUUAA
Messenger RNA from Aspergillus melleus, 252 nucleotides. RefSeq lists its product as uncharacterized. Lineage: Eukaryota; Fungi; Ascomycota; Eurotiomycetes; Eurotiales; Aspergillaceae. The record is from RefSeq and is a predicted model, not a curated record. Bases 1 to 252 code for a protein of 83 amino acids. The transcript has a single exon.